Molecule: messenger RNA, 306 nt
Organism: Penicillium lagena
Lineage: Eukaryota; Fungi; Ascomycota; Eurotiomycetes; Eurotiales; Aspergillaceae
Exons: 2
Coding region: 1-306 (101 amino acids)
Source: RefSeq, a predicted model, not a curated record
AUGACCAGUAUUUCCGCUGUAUGGGAGGACCCGAGGUACAUCAGGGCAGUCGUCAUCUGGAGGUCCCGCAAACAGCCUGGUGGGCGUGUGCAUCCACCAUUACCCACGACAAGAGGCGACACGCUAACCGGAUGUGUGCUGCCCGAUAAGCAGGAACCACUCGGAUCGCGGCAAAUGAUCGAUAGUGGUGGCUUGGCACAGGCAGCAUCGCAAAGGAUCCGGUGGAUGGUGAGCUCAGAGGAACAGGAUCCCACAGUCGUUGAUACUGGUCUAUUAGUAACAGAGUACCAUAGGACAUUACCGUAG